AUGCUGCCGCUGGGGAGGCGUCUGCUGGCGGUGCUCGUCUCCGCGCUGCUGCUGUGCCCGGGGCUGGCGUGCGGACCCGGCAGGGGAUUUGGGAAGAGGCGGCACCCCAAAAAGCUGACCCCUUUAGCCUACAAGCAGUUUAUCCCCAACGUGGCUGAGAAGACCCUAGGGGCCAGUGGAAGAUACGAAGGGAAGAUCUCCAGAAACUCGGAGCGAUUUAAGGAACUCACCCCCAAUUACAACCCCGACAUCAUAUUUAAGGAUGAAGAAAACACAGGAGCGGACCGGCUGAUGACUCAGAGGUGUAAGGACAAGCUGAAUGCCUUGGCCAUCUCGGUGAUGAACCAGUGGCCCGGCGUGAAGCUGCGGGUGACCGAGGGCUGGGACGAAGACGGCCACCACUCGGAGGAGUCCCUGCACUAUGAGGGCCGCGCCGUGGACAUCACCACGUCGGACCGUGACCGCAGCAAGUACGGCAUGCUGGCGCGCCUGGCCGUGGAGGCCGGCUUCGACUGGGUGUACUACGAGUCCAAAGCCCACGUCCACUGUUCCGUGAAAGCAGAGAAUUCGGUGGCGGCCAAGUCCGGCGGCUGCUUCCCGGGCUCGGCCACGGUGCACCUGGAGCAGGGCGGCACCAAGCUGGUGAGGGAGCUGCGCCCCGGGGACCGCGUGCUGGCGGCCGACGACCAGGGCCGGCUGCUCUACAGCGACUUCCUCACCUUCCUGGACCGCGACGACGGCGCCAAGAAGGUCUUCUACGUGAUCGAGACGCGGGAGCCGCGCGAGCGCCUGCUGCUCACCGCCGCGCACCUGCUGUUCGUCGCGCCGCACAACGACUCGGCGGCCGCGGAGCCGGAGGCGCGGGCGGGCGCGGGGCCGCCGCCGGGGGCCGCGCCGGGGCGCCGGGCCCUCUUCGCCAGCCGCGUGCGCCCGGGCCAGCUCGUGUACGUGGUGGCCGAGGGCGGCGGGGGUCGCCGGCUCCUGCCGGCCGCGGUGCACAGCGUGACGCUGCGCGAGGAGGCCACGGGCGCGUACGCGCCGCUCACGGCGCAGGGCACCAUCCUCAUCAACCGGGUGCUGGCGUCCUGCUACGCGGUCAUCGAGGAGCACGGCUGGGCGCAUCGGGCCUUCGCGCCCUUCCGCCUGGCGCACGCGCUCCUGGCCGUGCUGGCGCCCGCGCGCACGGACCGCGGUGGGGACGGCGACGGCGGGGACGGCGACGGCGGGGGCGGCGGCCACCUGCCCCUCCCCGCGCCGGGGGCGGCCGACGCGCCGGGCGCCGCGGGCAUCCACUGGUACUCGCAGCUUCUCUACCAAAUAGGCACCUGGUUGCUGGACAGCGAGGCCCUGCACCCGCUGGGCAUGGCGGUCCCGUCCAGCUGA
This is a messenger RNA of Neogale vison (American mink), 1383 nucleotides long. RefSeq names its product sonic hedgehog signaling molecule (gene SHH). Gene Ontology annotation, molecular function: calcium ion binding; patched binding. NCBI's taxonomy places the organism in Eukaryota, Metazoa, Chordata, Mammalia, Carnivora, Mustelidae. The transcript has 3 exons. The coding region runs from base 1 to 1383 and encodes 460 amino acids. The record is from RefSeq and is a predicted model, not a curated record. Gene Ontology annotation, biological process: regulation of gene expression; cell-cell signaling; multicellular organism development.